AUGUAUAUCCCUAGAGGAUUUACGAAGGUGUGUGGUCAGGCUAUACCUGAGACGGAGCUGAUGGUGCAGCGCAUCCUGGAAGGGGGCCUACCAGGUGGGAGGCGCAUACUGGAUCUGUGCAGUGGAAGUGGUGUUAUCGGAAUUGCCUUGGCCACUGCAUGGGCCACCAUGAGGGUUGAUCUGGCUGAUCUCUCGGAGCAGGCGAUGGGUCUUGCUCGAGAGAACGCGAAGCGCUUUGGAGUGUAUGACCGACUAAAGUUCUUGGUCGGGCCCAUCAGUGACCAAGAGUUCACGGCAAACUCCUAUGACAUGGUCGUCUCUAACCCUCCCUAUAUCCCCACUGAGUCUGUCGGGAAUCUUUCGCGCACAGUGAAGAAUCAUGAAGAUAUCUUGGCCUUGGAUGGGGGUGAGGAGGGGAUGAAUAUUGUGCAAGAGGUGUUGAAUGUAUCAUCAAUGGUUCUGAAGCCUAACGGCAUGCUUUGGAUGGAGCUACACGCUGAGUCUAGUCAGCAUCGAUCUGUCGAGGAGUACAUAGCACGGCACCAUGCUACUGAGCUGGUGAUGCAAGAGGUCGUACUUGAUCUGAGGGAUAUGCCGCGGUUUGUUCUUAUACGCAAGGUCGACCUUGGUGGCGUCUUGUGA
Perkinsus marinus ATCC 50983 is the source of this 642-nucleotide messenger RNA. RefSeq names its product n6-DNA-methyltransferase, putative. The transcript has 4 exons. NCBI's taxonomy places the organism in Eukaryota, Perkinsozoa, Perkinsida, Perkinsidae. The record is from RefSeq and is a predicted model, not a curated record. Gene Ontology annotation, cellular component: mitochondrion. Bases 1 to 642 code for a protein of 213 amino acids. Gene Ontology annotation, molecular function: protein methyltransferase activity; nucleic acid binding. Gene Ontology annotation, biological process: protein methylation.